Acinonyx jubatus (cheetah) is the source of this 5568-nucleotide messenger RNA. RefSeq names its product adenosine monophosphate deaminase 1 (gene AMPD1). Lineage: Eukaryota; Metazoa; Chordata; Mammalia; Carnivora; Felidae. The transcript has 15 exons. Gene Ontology annotation, biological process: IMP salvage; AMP metabolic process. The record is from RefSeq and is a predicted model, not a curated record. The coding region runs from base 3292 to 5547 and encodes 751 amino acids. Gene Ontology annotation, cellular component: cytosol. Gene Ontology annotation, molecular function: AMP deaminase activity.
AGAAAAACGUAAGUAUUUUGGACAAUUUUUCCUGCCAUUUGCCAAAGUAUCAAUGAAAAAUAGUACUACUCAUUAAUUCAGAAACAUGAGUAUUUUCCAGCAGUGUUUAUUAAAUGAUACCAUUGAAAGCCAACAAAGAUUAAUAAUAACCAUAGAUAUCCCAUAGCAUAGCAAAUGAACUCAUGGAUUUUCUGGACUCCCCCCCGCCAAAAAAAAAACCAACCAAAUCCAUUUUUUAAACAGAACAUCAGAGGGGCGUUCAUCUGAUGUUUUAAAAUAAAAUAGUAUUCUUUAGAUAUAGGUUAGCCAGCAGGGCCUAUUGAGUCUUGCCUUAGGAAAUCCUCAACUCCAAAGCAAAACAUUUCAUGGUAAAUUUCUGUGACCGGGUCAAAUAAAAUCUCACUUCAGAUAAAACUGGAACCUUAAGUUAUGUUUCAAAUUAGACUUGUCCUUAGGCUGACUGAUAGUAAGUAGGUCUGCCUCGGAGAGGCAUAGAGGAGAUGAGAUGUGGCAGAUGAAACACCUACGACCUGUCUUUUCUACCCAUCAAUAAAGCACUGCUGGGAAAUAAGCAUGCUCUUCUGGGUCUCAACGUUGAGUGAAGAAGCCAGCAUGACAUUCCCUUUCUCAAGAGCCUUGCACUUCCCAUGUUAAUAGUAAUAAUCCCCAACUUCUAUAUAGCACUGUGUCAUUUUUAAAGGAUUUCUUGUUUAACCUUUAUGGCAAUGCUCUGAAGUUGACAUUAUUAUUAUUAGCAUUCUCUUGUUAUGAUGAUGAACACUGAGGCUCCUUGUGAUUAUGUGGUUUCCCCAAGGCCACCCAGCUGUCACAGACACUUUUCCUCACUCCUAGUUCAGUGUUCACUCUGCUUCAUCUUUUUACCACUUGUUUCUAUUCUCGUGUCUACUCCACAUGUAAAUGAAGAUGUCCUGUCAUCCAGACAUUUCCACUCAGGUGCUCCAUUAUCUCAAAUGUAAUAUGCUGAAAAAAGAACCCAACAAUCAGCUAUACAAACACAAGGGACUCAUCUCUCCUUUACUCCCUGAAUUCAGAACUGUCACCAAAUCUUAUCCACUCAUCUUUUGAAAUACCAGUUUCACUCUUUCUUUCCCACAAUCAUCGCCACUCCCUGAAAUAUUUUUGAAAGGCAGAGCUCUUGAAUGAGGAGUCAAAUUUCAGCUGUGGUUGCAUGAAGUCAAAACGACUGGUUGAUUCAGUGGAAGGAAAUAUCAACCAUGUAAUUUGGGGGCAUCAUGCAAACCACAUCUUAGAGUAGAGUUUCUAACUUUUCAAUCAUCUCUAGUGGCUUAGGGAGAUGGGACUCAGUAAAAACAAUAACAUUUAAAACUAUGAAACAAAUGGAUACGUGCAGUCCUAGGUAAUGACUGUUUGUUCUGGACAAGCCAGAUCUCAAGCAAGUAGGAUUUGGUUUCUGAGCAUCCAUUUCCAUGCCAUCCUUCCUGAGGCCUCCGGCAGCAUUGUCACAGACCCAUCAUGACAAGCCAGUUGCAUCCUUGUCCUCAUCAUCAUCAUAACCAACUAGCCCCUUUUCAUUUGCGUUUCAUGGUGCAUGAAGCCUCUUCUAACUUCUGCUUGCCAUUCAUCCUUGAGGUGCAUGUGCUUGCUUGCAUUCCUGGAGGAAUGAUACUAAUCUCUGAGGAUCAGUUGGUAGUGGGGUGGGGAGGCAUUCUCAGGCCAUCAAACAUAUCUAUUUAGAGUCCCAUUUGGUCCUUUGUGGAGUGUGGUACUUGUCAAAGAACUACUCCAUAGCAUCCAAAGACGGUCUUCAGUUUCAGGAAGUGCUUGAGUUUAAUGAGGCAGACAGAUGCAUGAAGUUCAGCAAUACAGUGGGUUUCUGUUAUUCUUUUGUGAUAAGCCAGGUUUUGAAAAUAGGCUGACCUGACAGUGGUGAUGAAGUUAUGAUUUAAUUACUAUCAUUUCCAAUGUACGCUUCAGCCUAUACUAAGUCAUAUCAUUUAUCAUUUCCUUAAUAGCCCCAAACUAACCCCAAAUACCAGAUAUCUGUCUGACCAACACUACCAAAUUGCAUCAUUCAGUUUGAUCUGGUGCUUUGUUGUCUGUAAAGUAUUUCCCUGUACAUUAUUACCACAACAGCCUCAUGAGUGAGUUUUGGUAGGUACUAGUAUUCCCACUUUACAGAUGAGGAAACUAAGACAGAGGAAGGUGAAGGUGUCGGUAAGUGCAGAACAAGGAUUUGAACACAUGCACUUACUCAAGUCAAAAUCGAAAAUGUGGCAUUUUGGAGAUCUGUAAGGACACUGAUGGGGCGGCAAUGAGGGGAUCUUUCUCUUUGCACGCAGUUUGCUCUGUCAUCAUUUGAAGAGUGUUCUGUCUUCUGUUGCUCCAAAUAGCUAACUCUUUGCCAUUCUCAUUAUUUGCUACCUGCUCUUUUCUGGAAAUAUGAAGAGAUUUUAGAAGUAUUAGAAGUAAUGACUAUUCAGAUGAAAACAAUUGGGUAUGUGGAAAAUGCAGUGGAACUUAACAGAAGAGCAGAUACUUGAUAGCCAUUACUACGCUGUAUGAUGAAAUUAGUUCCUUUACAUCCGGAGAGUCUUGGGUUAUUCAUUGCCAAACUAAACGUCACCCCUCCACCCAUUCUAAGAAUGGGAAUAUUAAGGUGCCUCAGUCGGAAGAGUAUGUGACUCUUGAUCUUGGGGUUGUGAGUUUAAGCCCCACGUUGGGUGUAGAGAUUACUUAAAAUAAAUUUAAAAACAAAGGAUGGGAAUAUUAAGGCAUGUAAAAGUAAAAUUGGCUUUCCAAGGGCCAUUCAUUAUGAAAAGCCACAUGUCCACAAGAAGUGGGACUCCCAACACUGGGUAGUAACUUUCAAUGGCCCCCUUCUCCCACAUACCAGCAUAUCAUCAAGUUGUCAGGAUUUGAAAUAAUGUGUGAGAGAAACACAGUAUCUGUCCUAUGAGGAAGAAAGGCCCAAAGUACACGUUUAUUUCUCAAAACUACCUAGAUCACUACGAUCUUUCUAGAAAGAAAAGCUCUGAAGACCAAAAAUCCUAUUCACACCUUCACAGCCAUCGGAAAUACUCCACCAGUCUAAUGAGAAAGAUUAUGCUGCAUGGUUACUAUGAAAUCAGACUUAGCCCUGCCAGAAACAGGUGAUCUUACAUUAAGUGCUAAUCCUUCAAGAGACCAAUCCCACCUUUAGGACCUCCUGAAAUGUGCUGCAAGAAUCUGACCUGUGUUUCUGAGAAUGGAUUUCCAAGCUACCCACACAGAAACCUCUAAAGAGACAGUAGAGUGGCACUGAGCUUUGACAUGCUUCUGGGGCACUGGUUAGAGUAUAGGGGAGCCACGCACCCAGAAGUUGAUGAUGAAAUACGUAGCUUGGCUGAAAAAGUAUUUGCCUCUGAAGUCAAAGAUGAGGGAGGCCGUCAAGAGAUUUCCCCCUUUGAUGUGGAUGAAAUCUGUCCAAUUUCUCAUCAUGAGAUGCGAGCACACAUAUUCCACCUGGAGGCCAUGUCCACCUCCACAGAAGGCAGGAGAAAAAAACGUUUCCAUGGACGGAAGACUGUUAAUUUGUCCAUUCCACAAAGUGAAGCAUCUUCCACUAAACUGUCCCAUAUCGACGAAUACAUUUCUUCAUCUCCAACCUACCAGACCGUGCCUGAUUUUCAGAGAGUGCAGAUCACUGGCGAUUAUGCCUCAGGGGUGACAGUUGAAGACUUUGAAAUGGUUUGCAAAGGUCUGUACAGGGCACUGUGCAUACGGGAGAAGUACAUGCAGAAGUCAUUUCAGAGAUUCCCUAAAACCCCUUCCAAGUACUUGCGGAACAUCGAUGGUGAGGCUUGGGUAGCAAACGAGAGCUUCUACCCAGUCUUUACCCCUCCUGCGAAGAACGGAGAAGAUCCCUUCCAAACAGAUAACCUCCCGGAAAACCUGGGUUAUCACCUCAAAAUGAAGGACGGUGUGGUUCAUGUCUAUCCUAAUGAAGCAGCAGCCAGCAAAGAUGAACCUAAGCCACUUCCUUAUCUCGAUAUGGACACCUUCUUAGAUGAUAUGAAUUUUUUGCUUGCUUUAAUUGCCCAAGGACCUGUUAAGACCUACACCCACCGGCGCCUGAAGUUCCUGUCUUCCAAGUUCCAGGUCCAUGAGAUGCUCAACGAGAUGGACGAGUUAAAGGAGUUGAAGAACAACCCCCACCGAGAUUUUUAUAACUGCAGGAAGGUGGACACCCAUAUCCAUGCAGCCGCUUGCAUGAACCAAAAGCACCUGCUGCGCUUUAUUAAGAAAUCUUACCACAUCGAUGCUGACAGAGUGGUCUACAGCAGCAAGGAGAAAAAUCUGACCCUGAAGGAACUUUUUGCCAAAUUAAAGAUGCAUCCCUAUGACCUGACGGUUGAUUCUCUGGAUGUUCACGCUGGACGCCAGACCUUCCAGCGUUUUGAUAAGUUCAAUGACAAAUACAAUCCUGUAGGAGCAAGUGAGCUACGAGACCUCUACUUAAAGACAGACAAUUACAUUGACGGGGAAUAUUUUGCCACUAUCAUCAAGGAGGUAGGUGCAGACCUGGUGGAGGCAAAGUACCAGCACGCCGAGCCCCGCCUGUCAAUCUAUGGCCGCAGUCCUGAUGAGUGGCACAAACUGUCCUCCUGGUUCGUCCGUAACCGCAUCUACUGCUGCAACAUGACCUGGCUGAUCCAGGUCCCCAGGAUCUACGAUGUGUUCCGAUCGAAGAACUUCCUCCCACACUUCGGAAAGAUGCUGGAGAAUGUUUUCAUGCCAGUGUUUGAGGCCACCAUUAAUCCCCAGGCUCACCCAGACCUCAGUGUCUUCCUUAAGCAUAUUACUGGCUUCGACAGUGUGGAUGAUGAGUCCAAACACAGUGGCCACAUGUUCUCCUCCAAGAGUCCCAAGCCCCAGGAGUGGACCAUGGAAAAGAAUCCGUCUUACACUUACUAUGCUUAUUACAUGUAUGCAAACAUCACGGUUCUCAACAGCCUGAGAAAGGAACGAGGCAUGAAUACUUUCCUGUUCCGACCUCACUGCGGGGAAGCAGGUGCUCUCACCCAUCUCAUGACAGCAUUCAUGACAGCAGAUAAUAUCUCUCAUGGCCUGAAUUUAAAGAAGAGUCCUGUGUUACAGUAUUUGUUCUUCUUAGCCCAGAUUCCCAUCGCCAUGUCGCCAUUAAGUAACAACAGCUUAUUUCUAGAAUAUGCCAAAAAUCCUCUUUUAGAUUUCCUCCAGAAGGGACUAAUGAUCUCACUGUCAACAGAUGACCCGAUGCAAUUCCACUUUACCAAGGAGCCCCUAAUGGAAGAAUACGCCAUUGCUGCCCAAGUGUUCAAACUGAGUACCUGCGAUAUGUGUGAAGUGGCAAGAAACAGUGUUCUGCAAUGUGGAAUUUCUCAUGAGGAGAAAGCAAAGUUCCUGGGCGACAAUUACCUUGAGGAAGGCCCUAUGGGAAACGAUAUCCGGAAGACAAAUGUAGCCCAAAUCCGCAUGGCCUAUCGCUAUGAAACCUGGUGUUAUGAACUUAAUUUAAUUGCUGAAGGCCUUAAAUCGGGAGAAUAAAGCAAAUAAACCAAAUAAUAA